GAGUCGAGUCGAGCUCGUUAUUAUUACUUCGAUUGCUAAGAAGAAACUCUCAGUCUCUCAACCACCUCUCUUUGCUCCAGAUCGAUUCGAGUUCGAGGUGCUCGAUAUAACCUUUAUCGCUGCCUUUUUCAAUUGGUGGUUGCUGGUUCUUAUUUCUCAAUAAAUCAAGAUGGUUGUUCUGGCUGCUUCCAUUGUAGGCAAGUCUGGGAAAGUGCUGGUUUCUAGGCAGUUUGUGGAUAUGUCUCGUAUUAGAAUUGAGGGCCUUCUUGCAGCUUUUCCCAAGUUGGUAGGAACAGGAAAACAGCAUACAUAUAUUGAGACAGAAAAUGUGCGCUAUGUGUACCAGCCCAUUGAGGCUUUGUACUUGCUGCUUGUGACAAACAAACAGAGCAACAUCCUUGAAGACUUGGAGACUUUGAGGAUGCUCUCUAAGCUUGUACCUGAAUAUUCUUAUUCUCUAGAUGAAGAGGGUAUAUGCAAGACAGCUUUUGAGCUGAUUUUUGCUUUUGAUGAAGUCAUCUCUCUUGGGCACAAGGAAAAUGUAACUGUUGCACAGGUUAAGCAGUAUUGUGAGAUGGAGAGUCAUGAAGAGAAGUUGCACAAGCUGGUAUUGCAGAGCAAGAUUAAUGAAACUAAGGAUGUUAUGAAGCGCAAAGCCAAUGAGAUUGACAAAAGCAAGAUUGAGAAGGGCAGAGGUGAUAAGGGAGGGUUUAUGUCUUUACAGUCGAUGGGCUCUGGAAGGAUUGAGAAUAACUUUAGUGAUAUGAGCAUAUCUGGCGGUGGUGGUGGUGGUUUUGGAAGUGGUUCUGGGUUUGGAUUGAGCACUGAUAUUGAAUCCUUUUCUACUAAGUCAAAAGGCCGUCCACCUUCAUCAGCAACUGCUCCUCCAAAAGGUUUUGGCAUGCAGCUUGGUAAAUCUCAAAAGACAAACCAGUUCUUGGAAUCUUUGAAAGCAGAAGGCGAAGUCAUUCUCGAGGAUGUGCAGCCGAAAGCUAGUCAGUCCAGAUCAGCUGCUCCACCACUAACUGAUCCCAUCACUUUGACUGUUGAGGAGAAACUCAAUGUGACACUGAAACGAGAUGGUGGAGUCAGUAACUUUGAUGUGCAGGGAACAUUGGGACUCCAAAUUCUUAACCAAGAAGAUGGGCAUAUCCAAGUUCAGAUUGAAACUGGUGGGAAUCCAGGCAUCCUUUUCAAAACGCAUCCUAAUAUGAACAAAGAAUUAUUUUCCAAUGAAAAUAUUUUAGGCCUUAAGGACCCCAAUAGGCCUUUCCCCACUGGUCAGAGUGGUGAUGCAGGAGGUGUUGGUCUUUUGAAGUGGAGAAUGCAAACCACAGAUGAGUCGAUUGUGCCAUUGACGAUCAACUGCUGGCCCUCUGUUUCUGGAAAUGAAACUUAUGUCAGCAUUGAAUAUGAAGCUUCAUCAGUGUUUGAUCUGCGAAACGUUGUGAUCUCGGUACCUCUUCCAGCUCUUCGAGAAGCACCUAAUGUCAGACAGGUUGAUGGUGAAUGGAGGUAUGACUCAAGAAAUUCCAUUUUGGAAUGGUCCGUACUUCUUAUUGAUGACUCAAACCGCAGUGGAUCGAUGGAAUUUGUCGUUCCCCCAGCAGAUUCAUCUGUGUUUUUCCCCAUUUCUGUGCAAUUCUCAGCUACUAAUACAUUCAGUGACCUGAAGGUUUUGAAUGUCAUCCCCAUCAAGGGUGGAGCCCCUCCCAAGUUUGCUCAAAGAACACAGUUGAUUACAGACAAUUACCAAGUAGUGUGACAGGUUUUUAUAUGUUACUGGAUUAUGAGUAUUUAAAAAUGAAUCAGCAGUUUUCUUCCAUUUUUGUAUCUUAUUCUCUCAAAAAGUGAGAUCUGUGAUGCUGGACUUGUUAUUUUCACUGAUAUGAACCUCAUUCUUCUCAAUUUAGGAUGUUUAUGUGGGUUCUUUCUGGUUCCUACUUUCUCGGUUGUUGUAUAUGUGCGACUCAUUCUGCAUUCCAAUUCUGUCAAGUCCAGAUUCUGUGAAUCUAUUUUUUGUUAUACAGAGUGUUACAAACCUAAGCAAUUUUGUCGAGUUCAUCUCCAAAUCUUUAUUCUUCAAAUUAUUGUGCCUU
Quercus lobata is the source of this 2099-nucleotide messenger RNA. RefSeq names its product coatomer subunit delta-like. Gene Ontology annotation, cellular component: COPI vesicle coat. The transcript has 12 exons. The record is from RefSeq and is a predicted model, not a curated record. Lineage: Eukaryota; Viridiplantae; Streptophyta; Magnoliopsida; Fagales; Fagaceae. The coding region runs from base 170 to 1765 and encodes 531 amino acids. Gene Ontology annotation, biological process: Golgi localization; retrograde vesicle-mediated transport, Golgi to endoplasmic reticulum; endoplasmic reticulum to Golgi vesicle-mediated transport.